AAGAAUAAACAAUAAUUUAUUAUUUAAAAAAAAAUGUGUAUGUAGUCAAAUAAAAGAGGUAGUGAAGAAACACCUCACAUGCACUCCUUUCACAAUUUUCACAUUCUCAAACUCUCUUCUCUAUAUAUAUAAAUAUUACUUUCACUUUUCAUUUCAUACCAAACCAAAAAAGAAACAUUAACCUUAAUUCUCUCUACCUAGUAUUAUUUCUUGCUUUUGUGGAUAUGGGCUUUAGAGAAGUACCUAAUGUGUUGGAGACCAAGUGUGGAGCUGUUUCUGCCUUUGCUAUUCACCAAGAAGGUGGUGGUUUAUUAGAAGAUAGAGACCAGAAAUUCUUGAGUAGGGCUGUAGAGGAGGCUUAUAAAGGAGUUGAAAGUGGAGAUGGAGGGCCUUUUGGAGCUGUUAUUGUAUGCAAUGAUGAAGUUGUUGUAAGUUGUCAUAACAUGGUUUUGAGAUGCACUGAUCCUACUGCUCAUGCUGAGGUUACUGCCAUUAGAGAGGCAUGUAAGAAACUGAAGAGGAUUGAGCUAUCUGAUUGUGAAAUCUAUGCAUCAUGUGAGCCUUGCCCCAUGUGCUUUGGUGCCAUCCACCUUUCAAGACUUAAGAGGCUGGUUUAUGGAGCUAAGGCUGAAGCUGCAAUUGCUAUUGGGUUUGAUGAUUUCAUAGCAGAUGCAUUGAGAGGAACUGGGUUCUAUCAAAAGGCUCACUUGGAUAUUAAAAAGGCAGAUGGCAAUGCAGCCAUUAUUGCUGAACAAGUCUUUGAGAAUACUAAGGCUCAUUUCCAAAUCUAUUAACUAAUUAAUUAAGGAGUUUGUGUAAGAUGUUUGUUUGUUUGUUUGUACAGUCUGUUUUUUGUUUUCAAUAAGUUUGAAAUGUUUUGUCUAAGGCUUUGCAUUGUGUGAUUCUAUCAUUUAAUAAUAUGUAAUCUACACAAUGCUUGCCAUAUGACAUUUUUCAAAAUUUCUGCAUUUGUAGUAAUGAAGGGAACAUCAAAAGCUUUCAUCAUCACAA
Cannabis sativa is the source of this 1011-nucleotide messenger RNA. Its product is annotated as guanosine deaminase. Gene Ontology annotation, biological process: purine nucleoside catabolic process. The transcript has 5 exons. The record is from RefSeq and is a predicted model, not a curated record. Bases 225 to 794 code for a protein of 189 amino acids. NCBI's taxonomy places the organism in Eukaryota, Viridiplantae, Streptophyta, Magnoliopsida, Rosales, Cannabaceae. Gene Ontology annotation, molecular function: zinc ion binding; guanosine deaminase activity.